AUGAAAGGCGCUUCCAACAUUGACAAUGGCAUUACAAUCGACUUGAAGGACUUAAAUACCAUACAACCAAGCCAAGAUAAAAAGAUUGUAGCGUUAGGCUCGGGCCUGAAAUGGGGUGACGUGUAUACGGAGCUGGCCAAACAUGGAAUCCAGGUUAAUGGUGCGAGAGGCUCAGACGUUGGCGUUGGUGGCUUCACCACAGGGGGCGGCAUCUCGUACUUCGCCAACAAAUACGGUUGGGGCUGCGACAACGUCGCCAACUACGAAGUGGUCACCGCAUCCGGGCAAAUUCUCAACGUCAACCGCACCUCCUACCCAGACCUCUACAAGGCCCUCCGAGGCGGCGGUCCCAACUUCGGCAUCGUAACGCGCUUCGACCUCGAGGCCUUUCCACAAGGCGACAUCUUCUCCGGCAGCCUCAUCUACCCCUACUCUGAACGCGCCAGCGUGAUCCCCGCCUUCUCCAAAUUCGCCUACAGCACCGACACCAAAGUCCACACCUGGAUGUUCGUCCUCAACCUAUCUGGCCAAAAAGUCUUCAGCGUCCUAAACAUGUACUCUUCCCCCAUCGUCGAUCCUCCGGUCUUCGCAGAGAUGCGCUCCAUCCCCCAUCUCAGCAGCGACACCGCGAUCCGCAGCCUCGUCAACAUGACGGACCAGAUCGCCGCGCAAGGCCCGGCCGGAUCCCGCGACAUGUUCUGGACGCAUACGUUCAAGAUGGAUGAGGACUUUAUAGCGUGGUUUGUGGACAUGUUCUACGCGGAGACGGACGCGAUUAAGGGGAAGUACGACGGCUUAAACGCACUUCCACUCAUCCAGUUCCUCACGCGCACGAACCUGGCGCGGUGGGCGAGGAACGGAGGGAAUGCGCUGCCACUACGCGCUGCGGGCGGGCCUUACAUCAAUAUCAUUUUCGCGCUGAUGUGGAAGAAUGAGGCGGAUGACGAUGUGCUGAUUGCUACGAUUUCACGGGUGAUGAAUAAGGCGAAGGAGGAGGGUAUAAGGAGAGGGAUAUUCGAGGAGUACGUUUAUAUGAACUACGGGAGCGAGUAUCAGGAUGUGUUGGAAAGCUAUGGGGAUGCGAACAAGGCAGCGUUAAAGGGCGUGGCGAAGAAGUAUGAUCCCAAGGGUGUGUUUCAGAAGUUGAGGCCGGGGUAUUUUACUUUUAGGGGGGCGCCGAGGGUGGAGGGUCCUGGGACGGGGUCGUAG
Molecule: messenger RNA, 1209 nt
Organism: Didymosphaeria variabile
Lineage: Eukaryota; Fungi; Ascomycota; Dothideomycetes; Pleosporales; Didymosphaeriaceae
Exons: 2
Coding region: 1-1209 (402 amino acids)
Molecular function (GO): FAD binding
Source: RefSeq, a predicted model, not a curated record